Mauremys mutica (yellowpond turtle) is the source of this 2982-nucleotide messenger RNA. It is a transcript of the gene LRRC8C, whose product is annotated as leucine rich repeat containing 8 VRAC subunit C. The record is from RefSeq and is a predicted model, not a curated record. Lineage: Eukaryota; Metazoa; Chordata; Testudines; Geoemydidae. Bases 207 to 2615 code for a protein of 802 amino acids. The transcript is spliced from 3 exons. Gene Ontology annotation, molecular function: protein binding.
UCCUCUGCUGACACGGUACGUUUUAGGGUUGCCAUCAACAUAAAGCCAGUGUAGAUGACAACAGAGGAACUCCCAGCGCUGAAACCUGUAGCAAUUCUGGACAUUUGGUUUUCUGUUUAGAAACAAUAGGCUUGAGUUACCAUGGUAGAAGCAGCCCUGAGGAGUAGCGAUACAGCAAAGGAAAACAGCAGCAGCUUCUAGUAAACAUGAUUCCUGUUACUGAAUUUCGUCAGUUCUCUGAACAGCAGCCGGCAUUCAGAGUACUGAAGCCAUGGUGGGAUGUGUUUACGGACUAUCUCUCAGUAGCCAUGCUGAUGAUUGGUGUAUUUGGAUGUACAUUACAGGUUAUGCAAGACAAGAUAAUAUGCCUUCCAAAAAGAAUACAGCCUUCACAGAACCACGCUCACAUUCCUAAUGUGUCUAAUGCAGUCCCAAAUACAACCCCACUUCCUCCACCCAAACCAUCCACUACUCCUGCCACUGUUGAAAUGAAAGGACUAAAGACUGAUUUAGACCUUCAGCAGUAUAGCUUUAUAAACCAAAUGUGCUAUGAACGUGCCCUGCAUUGGUAUGCAAAGUACUUCCCUUACCUUGUCCUUAUACAUACUCUGAUCUUCAUGCUAUGUAGUAACUUCUGGUUCAAAUUCCCUGGAUCGAGCUCAAAAAUUGAACACUUCAUUUCCAUACUGGGGAAAUGUUUUGAUUCUCCCUGGACAACCAGAGCAUUAUCUGAAGUGUCUGGGGAAGACUCGGAAGAGAAGGACAACAGGAAGAACAACAUAAGCAGGUCAAAUACUAUCCAACCUAGCACAGAAGGCACUUUGGUCAAGAGUCAGUCUUUAAAAUCGAUACCUGAAAAGUUUGUUGUAGAUAAGGGGACGGCAGGGGCACUGGAUAAAAAAGAAGGAGAACAGGCAAAAGCAUUAUUUGAAAAGGUGAAGAAAUUCCGACUGCAUGUUGAAGAAAGUGAUCUGCUCUAUGCUAUGUAUGUUCGUCAGACUGUACUUAAAGUUAUUAAAUUCCUUAUCAUUAUUGCUUACAAUAGUGCACUAGUUUCAGAAGUUCAAUUUACAGUAGACUGUAAUGUUGACAUACAGGACAUGACAGGAUAUAAGAAUUUUUCCUGUAAUCAUACCAUGGCACAUCUAUUCUCUAAACUUUCCUUCUGCUACCUGUGCUUUGUAAGCAUCUAUGGACUAACAUGCCUUUACACUUUAUAUUGGUUGUUCUAUCGUUCACUAAAGGAAUAUUCUUUUGAAUAUGUUCGGCAAGAGACUGGAAUUGAUGAUAUCCCAGAUGUUAAGAAUGACUUUGCUUUUAUGCUUCACAUGAUAGAUCAAUAUGACCCUCUUUAUUCAAAGAGAUUUGCAGUGUUCCUGUCAGAAGUCAGUGAAAACAAGCUGAAACAGCUGAACUUAAACAAUGAAUGGACUGCGGAUAAAUUGAGACAGAGGCUACAAACAAAUGCAUAUAACCGGCUAGAACUGCAGCUCUUCAUGCUUUCUGGACUUCCAGACACCGUUUUUGAAAUUACAGAGCUGCAGUCUUUAAAACUUGAAAUAAUUAAUAAUGUUAUGAUACCAGCAACCAUUGCACAGUUGGAUAAUCUCCAAGAGCUCUCUUUGUACCAGUGUUCUGUGAAGAUCCACUGUGCUGCCUUGGCUUUUCUGAAGGAAAAUCUGAAGAUCUUGAGCGUCAAGUUUGAUGACAUCAGGGAGCUUCCACAUUGGAUGUAUGGGCUCAGAAAUUUAGAAGAGCUCUACUUAAUUGGUUCUCUCAGUCAUGAUAUUUCCAAAAACAUUACACUUGAGUCUUUUCGGGAACUUAAAAGCCUUAAAAUUCUCUACAUUAAAAGCAAUGUAUCCAAAAUCCCACAAUCUGUAGUUGAUGUUUCAAGUCAUCUUCAAAAAAUGUGUAUCCAUAACGAUGGCACCAAAUUAGUCAUGCUCAAUAACCUGAAGAAAAUGAUUAACUUGACAGAGUUGGAGCUGGUUCACUGUGAUUUGGAGCGCAUACCUCAUGCAGUUUUUAGCCUUCUCAGUCUCCAGGAAUUGGAUUUAAAGGAAAACAACCUCAAAUCAAUAGAAGAAAUAGUUAGUUUUCAAUAUCUGAGAAAACUUACAAUCCUAAAACUGUGGUACAACAGUAUAACAUAUAUCCCAGAACAUAUAAAGAAACUCACUAGCCUAGAGCGUCUUUCCUUUAGUCACAACAAAAUAGAGGUUCUUCCAUCCCACCUAUUCCUAUGCAACAAAAUCAGAUACUUAGACUUGUCUUACAAUGAUAUACGAUUUAUUCCACCGGAAAUAGGAGUGCUGCAAAGUUUACAGUAUUUUUCCAUCACUUGUAACAAAGUGGAGAGUGUGCCAGAUGAAUUAUACUUUUGCAAAAAACUUAAGACUCUCAAGAUUGGGAAAAAUAACUUGUCAGUCCUUUCACCUAAAAUUGGUAAUUUAGUAUUCCUCUCCUAUUUGGAUAUUAAAGGCAAUCACUUUGAAAUUCUCCCGCCUGAACUUGGUGAGUGUAGAGCUUUGAAGCGGACUGGCUUGGUUGUAGAAGACACCUUGUUUGAAACUUUGCCUUCUGAUGUUAGAGAGCAGAUGAAAGCUGAAUAAUUAACUUCUUUUUACUCAGUUUUACAGAAAGAUGCUUCUACCAAAUACACUAUAUAAAUAAUUUGAUAGUCUGAGUAUGCCUUUAUUGAUGUGUUUAUUUUAUUUUUUCUUUUGUCCUUUUAACACGAAACUAUCUGUACAAACAAAUGUGGAGUAAGGAAUAUAUAUAUUUUUUUUAAUAAAAAAUUACUUGUAUUUUUUCACAGUUUAAAAAUAUUUUAAAGUUUAUUUUGCCCUGAUAACAAGAGUGUCUGAAAAAUUAUUUUGUACUGGCAAAAGCUAAUGGUUAGAUUAACUGUUUCUUAAUUUUGCAUAUUUUUUUAAAUAGAUGAAUGUAUCAUCUGCUGGGCCAUUGUUAAUGCCUUAG